This is a messenger RNA of Saprolegnia parasitica CBS 223.65, 1093 nucleotides long. RefSeq lists its product as hypothetical. Gene Ontology annotation, molecular function: sequence-specific DNA binding; DNA-binding transcription factor activity. The coding region runs from base 39 to 980 and encodes 313 amino acids. Lineage: Eukaryota; Oomycota; Saprolegniomycetes; Saprolegniales; Saprolegniaceae. The transcript has a single exon. Gene Ontology annotation, biological process: regulation of DNA-templated transcription. The record is from RefSeq and is a predicted model, not a curated record.
AGUCGAUUUGUUCCAUCUCAACAAGAUCGACUUUGGCGAUGAACGAGCUCAAGUACACGAUGCCGCCGCUGCAGUUUGCCCUCCACGGUGGUGUGCCCGCGCCGCUUCCGACGCCAAAAGCCAAGGUCAAAGCGUCGAGCCCCCGGUCGCCUAUCAAGAAGCGCAACGUGGGCGUGCCCAAGUUUCUCCGGUUCCUCUACGAAAUCCUCGAGAAGGAAGACCAAAGUGUCAUUUGCUGGUCGCACAAAGGCACGGCAUUCCAGAUCCGCAAGCCAGAUGCGCUCGCCACCAGCAUUCUGCCGCGUUAUUUCAAGCACAACAAAGUCUCGAGCUUUCAGCGUCAGCUCAACUACUUUGGCUUCAAAAAGUGGACCAAGACGCAGACGGUUGUGUGCACGUUUAGCCACCCGAACUUUGUGCAGCAUCGACCGGAUGCGAUCAAGCUCAUCAAGCGCAAGGACCGUGGGGUCGCUGAGACGGCGACUACCAACAGUACCCCCACCUCCACGAGCAACAACGCCAACAGCCACCACCACAACAGUCGGAUGCUUGUCGACGAGCUCCCACCGCCCUUUCCGAAAUCCGAGCGUCGCCAACAGUGGGCUCCGCACGCCACAUACGACCUCUACAUGCACGGAGACCUUCUUCAUGCGCAGACGAAUCUGCGCAAGCACAACGUCCAUCUGCCGCAUACGCCCGAGGUGUCGAGCGCUACCUCGUUUAGCACCGAGUGGGGCGAUGUCUUCUUGUACGGGCCGCCGACAGUCGAGCCAAGCCACGAUGCUGCUGCUGCGGGACCCUCGUCGUCGUACUUUGAUCUGUGGGACGACGACGGCUCCGCGGCGUCGUCGACGUACAUGGCCCAGAACACACCAGUUGUGCACGAGAUGCCGGCGCAUCUGGUCAUGAUCAAGCACGACGACAUGCUUCUCGACGCGUCGUUGGACCCGACGCGCUUUUGCCACGUGGCCGAGUUUUAGCCCCUUUUCAUGACAUUUCGGGACUUGUUUCCUCUCCUUUUCGCUGCUUUUGCUUGCACGUUCGUACCUACUCUCUCGUUCCAACGUAUUUAAUACUACCAUCUUUCGAUCCA